AUGAUAUCCCGUAAAGGACAAAAAGCUAUUAACGAAGGGGUUGUUGGCAAAUAUGUAAAAAAAGAUACUCCACCAGAUUUACCUAUUAUAAAUGUCUGGACAACGGGUAACAACAGAAGGCCGCGUAGCCAACCCUUCGGAUCUAAUGAAGGGCAUAUGCAAGGCAUAGAAAACAAAUUUGGUAAAGCCCAAACUGUAAGCGGUCAUGCAGGGAAAUACACUCCUAGUGAAUCAGUACCAAAUUUGGCUCACAGAUUUGCAAGUCUAUCCACCGGUGACACAGCCAGUUCUUCAAGCAAUUUCAAUUCUCAAUUUCAUUUAGAUGUAAACUUAGCAUCUCAUUCAACCCUCAAUGAAAUUGACGAUUCAUUUAGCCGACAGACAAGUCACAGGUACUAUAGACAAGCACAGACAGAAGAUCCUAUCUAUCAAAAUCAGCAGCAAGUCCAACAACAAAAACACCAGCAUUACAGUUCAAGGGAGUCGAGUAUUCCUCGGAUUUCAUCCAACAUGAGUUUGACUCCGAGACUCCAUCCACCUUCUCCUCACUCUAUCAGAUUACAUUGUAAUGAUUCCUUUCCACCAGCUACCCAGUCAUCUCCAAUAUAUUCUAACUAUGUGAACACUCCAGCGCUCCCAGCACUGCCAUAUCAUAAUAAAGGCAACAUAAUUUCUUCUAGUCAAGGUUCCGAAGAAUGCGAGCUACCUUUGCCACCGGGCUGGUCAGCGGACCGCACCCUGCGUGGCCGUCGUUAUUAUAUGGAUCAUAAUACACAAACAACACAUUGGACACACCCAUUGGAGAGCGUACCACGUCCCUGGCACCGCGUCUCCACGCCACAUCAUGGAGUUUACUACUUCAAGUUAAUAGUUUUAAUUCAUGAUACAAUCAAAUAUGAGAUAACUCAUCAGACUACAUAUGUUCAUCCAUGUCUUGUCGGAGGAUGCUAUCUUGUUAGUUCACUCGUACCAGCCCUGGUGCCACCGUACUUGUUGGAGGAAAUACCUCACUGGCUGAUUGUAUACUCAAAAGCCGAUCAAGAACUAGAUCACAAGCUACGUUGGAACAUGUUCAGACUGAGUGAGUUAGACUGUUACUCAGAUAUGCUCACAAGACUGUACAAGCAGGAACUACAGUUGAUUGUUAUGAAGUAUGAACAGUAUAGGUAUGUAACAAAAAAACCUUGA
This is a messenger RNA of Danaus chrysippus (African queen), 1188 nucleotides long. Lineage: Eukaryota; Metazoa; Arthropoda; Insecta; Lepidoptera; Nymphalidae. The record is from the annotation of a GenBank genome assembly.